Aspergillus wentii DTO 134E9 is the source of this 825-nucleotide messenger RNA. RefSeq lists its product as uncharacterized. The transcript has a single exon. The record is from RefSeq and is a predicted model, not a curated record. Lineage: Eukaryota; Fungi; Ascomycota; Eurotiomycetes; Eurotiales; Aspergillaceae. Bases 1 to 825 code for a protein of 274 amino acids.
AUGGCUCCUCUCACCAAGUCUCUUGCGCUCCUCAGCGCUUUCUUUGCUGCUGCCACCUCCGCCGCUCCGGCUGCCAAGCGUGACGAUGUCGUCGUUUGGACGACUGCCACCUCUGUCGAAUGGACUACUGUUGAUGUCACCACCACUGUCUAUGAUGCUCGGCCCACCCAGCCGGCUCAGCCGUCUGUUAAGACUUCCGUGGUGUCCAUCGUCAGCAGCCAGCCCACUCCUUCUCCUGAGCCCGAGCCCGAGACCUCUUCGAUUCCCGCUCCGGUGGAAACCUCGUCUCCUGUCGCUCCCUCGCCUACUGUCGUUACUCCUCCCCAGGAGCCUACUACUUCCGCUGCUCCCGUUGUGCCCACUCAGCCCCAGGAGUCUGCCCCCGCUCCUACCACGACUGCUGCUCCCACCACCAGCGAGACUCCUCAGCCUCCUGUGGAGACCCCGACUUCGACCUCCACCUCGUCUAGCGCUCCCUCUUCCACUGGAGCACCCAGCACUGGCCAAUGCUCCGAGAGCUCUCCCUGCACCGGUCAGGUUACCUUCUACGAUGUUGCCACCAGCGCCAGCGCUCCCAGCAGCUGUGGCUGGACCAACGAUGGCGAGACCGAGAGCGUCCUUGCUCUGCCCGUCGGCCUGAUGACUGACGCCGACUGUGGUAAGAUGGUCACCGUCAAGUACGGAGGCAAGACCACCACCGGUAAGGUCGUCGACAAGUGCAUGGGCUGUGACAGCACCUCGAUUGACCUGUCGCGUCACUUCUUCUCCGCGCUGGCCGACUUCGCCGAGGGCCGUCUCCACGGUGUUGAGUGGUACAUCAACUAA